AUAUGUUGCACGCGAACUCAUGGCGAAAUAAGGAAAGGAACGCGACCGAGUCGGCAGACCGCGAUUGUUGAAGGAGAAAGGCAAUGCACACGUGCUCCCGUGUGCGCCAUCGAUUACUUCAUGCGGGCGCUAAAGAAGGAAAUAAUAUCGUAUCAUUGAAAUUCUCAAUCUAAGUUUUUACUUUCGCUCUUGCUCAACUCCCGACAAUGGCUUCCACGAAUGAUGUUUAUCUUGUUAUUGGAGGCAGUGGCUUUGUAGGAAGGCACAUCGUUGAGCAACUUCUCCGUCGUGGAGACAACGUUUCCGUAUUCGACAUUGUACAGCGGUACCACGACGUGCCAUUCUACUCAGGAGAUAUCAGUGACAAGGAACAAGUUUCUACUGCGCUCAGAAGGAGUGGAACGACCUGUAUUAUACACACCGCUUCUCCUCCUGCCGGACUCAGCGACCCCGCGUUGUACUGGAAAGUCAAUGUUGAUGGAACAAAAGCUGUCAUUGCCGCUGCAGUCCAGAACAAUGUACGGAAGCUCGUUUUUACGAGCUCAGCUGGUGUCGUCUUCAAUGGAAACUCCUUGACCAACAUAGACGAAAGACUGGCUCCUCCAGAACGGCCGAUGGAUGCCUACAAUGAGUCAAAACAAAAAGCAGAGGAAGCAGUGAUUGCUGCGAAUGGGAAGGAUGGACUUUUGACUGUCGCCUUAAGACCUGCUGGUAUUUUUGGGCCCGGCGACCGACAAGUAAUGGCAGGAUUAUACAAGGUGUACGAAGAUGGAAAAACUCAUUUCCAGAUCGGAGACAACACCAAUCUCUUCGAUUGGACUUACGUUGAAAAUGUCGCACACGCCCACCUACUCGCAGCUGACAAGUUGGACGUUCCUCCGCCUGCACCUCCCUUCUCCACACUCGAAAAUAUUCCUCUCGAAGCACCUCCACUCACGGAAGCGGAGUUGGAAAUCACCACUCGCCCUCUUCCUCCCUUGGAUCUCACUGUCGGUCGACGCAGUAUACCUACAUCAGAAGCUCGUCCUUUAGGUCCCUAUGUAACUCCACCACCAGAUGCUGAGAAACUUGUAGCUGCUUUCGAGGAAAAGCGAGAAAAACCUGAAGGACGGCCCGUUGUGCGAACUCGGUUUGAUCCACUCUCAGAACCGAAUCUUUUCCGGGCAAAAUUCGACAACCCUGACUCCACACCUUUGCAAGUCGCUGGCCAAGUGUUUUACAUCACCAAUGGCGAGCCAUGUUAUUUCUGGGACAUGCCCAGGCUAGUGUGGAAUCACCUUGAUACUAUGUUCCCUGGACAUCGUCAAAAGCGUGGAUAUACCGUGCUCUCUGCUUCCCUCGGAUUAGCCCUGGCUUUUGGAGCAGAGUGCUGGGGAUGGGUGAUCGGGAAAGAGCCCGCUUUGACAAAGUUCAAGGUCACCUACAGUUGUGUAAAUCGUUUCCACAAUAUUGAAAAGACGAGAAGAGUACUGGGAUAUGAGCCUCAGGUCGGCCUUGCCGACGGUGUUCAAAGAAUGGUCGACUGGUGGAGGACGGAGUAUGCUUCAGGCACUCACACAACUACUCAUUAGCCUGGACGCACACUUAUACCCAUAUAUAUUUGUACAUAGAUCCUCAUAAUACACAGCGAGAGCUGAAUCACUCAAAUGACUGUAUAGACUGGGCGUCUGAACACAUAAAAUUUUUAGGAUGAGUCUUAUUUGCAUUGAUUACAACUCAUUUAUGUUUGCUUUCGUAGAUUUCAACGUUUGACCACUGUCGCAUGUAAGCCUACUCCAGUUCGGAUGUGUUCUACCAUAUAUCCACUAUAUCGUUCAACAAU
This is a messenger RNA of Lentinula edodes (shiitake mushroom), 1822 nucleotides long. Its product is annotated as C-3 sterol dehydrogenase. Gene Ontology annotation, molecular function: 3-beta-hydroxy-Delta5-steroid dehydrogenase (NAD+) activity. The transcript has 4 exons. Gene Ontology annotation, biological process: steroid biosynthetic process. The record is from RefSeq and is a predicted model, not a curated record. The coding region runs from base 207 to 1571 and encodes 454 amino acids. NCBI's taxonomy places the organism in Eukaryota, Fungi, Basidiomycota, Agaricomycetes, Agaricales, Omphalotaceae.